Drosophila guanche is the source of this 7521-nucleotide messenger RNA. Its product is annotated as voltage-dependent calcium channel type A subunit alpha-1. Gene Ontology annotation, cellular component: voltage-gated calcium channel complex; membrane. Lineage: Eukaryota; Metazoa; Arthropoda; Insecta; Diptera; Drosophilidae. The record is from RefSeq and is a predicted model, not a curated record. Gene Ontology annotation, biological process: chemical synaptic transmission; calcium ion import across plasma membrane. Gene Ontology annotation, molecular function: high voltage-gated calcium channel activity; calcium ion binding. Bases 108 to 6311 code for a protein of 2067 amino acids. The transcript has 36 exons.
GUAAAUCAAUGUGCACAUGCUGUUAGCGGCUGUCUUUGAGGCCUCCUUUGGGAUGUGCAACUACUAUUCACCUUAUCUUAGGCGCCGCCGGACGCUGUUGAAACACAAUGAUGCUGGGCGGUGUGGGAGCUCGUCGCAGAAGGGGCUCUUCACCGAUGGCGCGUUUGACCAACAGCCACAUCAAUAGCCUAGAUGACAGCAUAGCCAUCAUCGGAGAUGGCGUCAUCCGCAGGAGUGCACACUAUGGCUCACAGGCCUCCAAUAAACGGCGACGAGCCGUUCCAGGACCUGGAAAUGACCAGGAGAGCUUUGCCCUUGUCCAGUCUCGUCCCAAUCUAGGCGAUAUCAUGUUGGAAGCGGCUCAGGAAGCAGUGCUAGCAGGGCAUCAACAGGACUCCUUAGGCGGGGGGCACUUGGGUCGAAAGGGAGCCCAUCGCUUAGCUGAUAGAAUGGGUGGCCCGAAAAAAGAGGAAAACCCACCAGGUGGUGGUCCGACGUCAUUGUUUAUCCUAACCGAGGAUAACCCAAUUAGAAAGUACACACGAUUCAUCAUUGAAUGGCCGCCCUUUGAAUACGCUGUGUUAUUGACAAUCAUAGCCAACUGUGUUGUGUUGGCGCUGGAGGAGCACUUGCCGGGUGGCGACAAGACAGUAUUGGCUCAAAAAUUGGAAAAAACGGAGGCCUAUUUUUUAUGCAUUUUCUGUGUAGAAGCAUCGCUCAAGAUCCUCGCCCUAGGGCUUGUUCUGCAUAAACACUCCUAUCUCAGGAAUAUUUGGAACAUCAUGGAUUUUUUCGUUGUAGUGACGGGAUUCAUGACACAGUACCCACAAAUAGGGCCCGAGGUAGACCUAAGAACACUUAGAGCCAUUCGUGUGCUACGGCCCUUAAAAUUAGUGUCUGGAAUUCCUAGUUUACAAGUAGUUUUAAAAUCUAUAAUCAAGGCGAUGGCACCUUUACUGCAAAUCGGUCUCUUGGUGUUGUUUGCAAUCGUAAUAUUUGCAAUCAUUGGACUCGAGUUUUAUUCGGGCGCACUGCAUAAGACUUGUUAUAGCUUAGAAGAUCCAAAUAAACUAGUGAAGGAGGGCGAAUCAGAGACACCCUGCAACACGGACAACAGCACAGAGAAGGCAGGCGGCUCCUUUGUAUGCAACAACACCACAAGCAUGUGUCUGGAAAAAUGGGAUGGACCAAAUUCAGGCAUAACGAGUUUCGAUAAUAUUGGAUUCGCCAUGUUGACCGUAUUCCAAUGCAUCACAAUGGAGGGCUGGACGUCAAUACUCUAUUGGACCAACGACGCAUUAGGUUCAACAUUUAAUUGGAUAUAUUUCGUGCCUCUUAUAGUUAUAGGCUCAUUUUUUAUGCUCAACUUAGUUCUUGGUGUCUUGAGUGGUGAAUUCGCAAAAGAACGAGAAAAAGUAGAAAAUAGACAAGAGUUUCUUAAACUUAGAAGGCAGCAGCAACUAGAAAGAGAGUUAAACGGCUAUGUUGAAUGGAUUUGUAAAGCUGAGGAAGUGAUACUAGCCGAAGAGCGAACAACAGAGGAGGAGAAAAUGCACAUAAUGGAGGCACGAAGACGUAACGCAGCCAAGCGGAAAAAGCUGAAAAGUUUGGGCAAAUCUAAAUCUACAGACACUGAAGAGGAGGAGGCCGAGGAGGACUAUGGCGAUGAUGGUUAUCUGAAAACUCGCUCGAAACCUCAAGGCAGUUGUACGGGAUUCUGGAGAGCGGAGAAAAGAUUUCGCUUCUGGAUUCGUCACACAGUGAAGACGCAGUGGUUCUACUGGUUCGUGAUCGUACUCGUCUUUCUGAACACAGUGUGCGUGGCCGUUGAGCACUAUGGCCAGCCCUCGUUCCUCACAGAAUUUCUGUACUAUGCGGAAUUCAUAUUCCUUGGACUCUUCAUGUCGGAGAUGUUCAUCAAGAUGUACGCGCUGGGGCCCCGCAUUUACUUUGAGUCGUCGUUCAACCGUUUUGAUUGUGUUGUCAUUAGUGGUUCGAUAUUCGAGGUGAUCUGGUCCGAGGUCAAGGGCGGCUCGUUCGGUCUGUCCGUGCUGCGUGCAUUGCGACUUCUGCGCAUCUUCAAAGUAACCAAAUACUGGUCAUCGCUGCGCAAUUUAGUCAUCUCACUGCUGAACUCAAUGAGAUCGAUUAUCUCGCUGCUGUUCCUGCUCUUCUUGUUCAUACUGAUAUUUGCACUGCUUGGCAUGCAACUAUUUGGCGGCCAGUUCAAUCUGCCCGGAGGCACGCCCGAGACCAAUUUUAAUACAUUCCCGAUAGCCCUGUUGACCGUAUUCCAAAUUCUCACUGGCGAGGAUUGGAACGAAGUCAUGUACCAGGGCAUCAUAUCGCAAGGUGGUGCACAGAAAGGAAUGAUUUACUCUAUAUACUUUAUCGUUUUGGUACUCUUCGGUAAUUACACGCUCUUAAAUGUUUUCUUGGCUAUCGCCGUUGAUAAUUUGGCGAAUGCACAAGAGUUAACAGCAGCCGAAGAGGAACAAGUCGAAGAGGAUAAAGAGAAACAACUGCAAGAACUUGAAAAGGAAAUGGAGGCCCUUCAGGGCGAUGGUGUCCACGUAGAGAACGGCGAUGGCACAGUGGCCGUAACGAAAGGAAAGAGCAAAAAGAAGGAGGAGGAGAAAAAGGAGGAGGAGGAAGUGACGGAGGGACCGAAGCCAAUGUUGCCAUACUCAUCGAUGUUUAUACUCUCACCAACAAAUCCCAUACGACGCGGCGCCCAUUGGGUUGUUAAUUUGCCAUAUUUUGAUUUCUUCAUUAUGGUCGUCAUCUCAAUGUCAUCAAUAGCAUUAGCAGCCGAAGAUCCCGUUCGUGAGAACUCGAGGCGAAACAAGAUAUUGAAUUACUUUGAUUAUGCAUUUACCGGCGUAUUCACGAUAGAAAUGUUGCUGAAAAUUGUAGACUUGGGUGUGAUACUGCACCCUGGCAGCUAUUUAAGAGAAUUCUGGAAUAUUAUGGAUGCUGUGGUCGUUAUAUGCGCUGCUGUUAGUUUCGGUUUCGAUAUGAGCGGUAGCAGCGCUGGACAAAAUUUAUCGACUAUUAAAUCGCUACGUGUAUUGCGUGUACUCCGGCCAUUGAAGACCAUUAAGCGUGUACCAAAAUUGAAAGCCGUCUUCGAUUGCGUCGUGAACUCAUUGAAAAAUGUUGUUAACAUUCUAAUCGUGUACAUAUUGUUUCAAUUUAUAUUUUCUGUUAUUGGAGUACAAUUGUUCAAUGGAAAAUUUUUUUAUUGUACGGACGAAAGUAAACAUACUUCCGCAGAGUGCCAGGGUUCGUACUUUAAGUACGAGGAGGAUGAAUUGCUGCCUAGACAGGAGCUGAGGGUCUGGAAGCCACGGGCCUUCCACUACGACAACGUUGCGGCCGCGAUGCUGACACUAUUCGCUGUCCAGACCGGCGAGGGAUGGCCACAGGUCUUGCAACACUCAAUGGCUGCCACUUAUGAAGAUAGGGGUCCAAUCCAAAAUUUCCGGAUCGAAAUGUCCAUAUUUUAUAUUGUCUAUUUUAUUGUAUUUCCAUUCUUCUUCGUCAACAUAUUCGUGGCCUUGAUUAUUAUCACAUUUCAAGAGCAAGGCGAAGCUGAGUUACAAGAUGGUGAAAUUGACAAGAACCAGAAAUCCUGCAUUGAUUUUACAAUCGGGGCACGACCACUCGAGCGUUAUAUGCCCAAAAAUCGGAACACAUUCAAGUACAAAGUGUGGCGCAUAGUUGUCUCAACGCCAUUUGAGUACUUUAUAAUGAUGCUGAUCGUGUUCAAUACGCUCCUGCUGAUGAUGAAGUAUCAUAAUCAGGGUGAAAUGUAUGAAAAGUCACUCAAGUACAUCAACAUGGGAUUCACUGGCAUGUUUAGCGUUGAAACUGUGCUCAAGAUCAUUGGAUUCGGUGUCAAGAACUUUUUCAAGGAUCCGUGGAACAUCUUCGAUCUGAUUACCGUGCUGGGCAGCAUUGUGGAUGCUUUGUGGAUGGAAUUUGGGCACGAUGAUUCGAACUCAAUCAACGUCGGCUUCCUGCGUUUGUUUCGUGCGGCGCGUCUUAUCAAACUACUCCGUCAAGGAUACACAAUACGAAUUCUCCUGUGGACAUUUGUACAAUCAUUUAAAGCUCUUCCAUAUGUCUGUUUGCUUAUAGCCAUGCUAUUCUUUAUAUACGCCAUUAUUGGCAUGCAGGUGUUCGGAAAUAUCAAACUAGGUACAGUGGAAAAUUCCAUUACUAGGCACAACAACUUCCAAUCAUUUAUUCAAGGCGUCAUGUUGCUCUUCAGAUGUGCAACGGGCGAGGCAUGGCCAAACAUAAUGCUGGCCUGCCUCAAGGGCAAAGCCUGUGACGAGGACGCCGAGAAGGCCCCGGGCGAGUACUGCGGAUCAACGCUGGCCUAUGCCUACUUCGUAUCGUUUAUAUUCUUUUGUUCGUUUCUAAUGUUGAAUCUGUUCGUCGCCGUCAUCAUGGAUAAUUUUGAUUAUCUCACAAGGGACUCCAGUAUAUUGGGUGCUCAUCACUUAGACGAAUUUGUGCGCAUAUGGGCGGAAUAUGAUCCAAAUGCGACUGGUAAAAUACACUACACGGAAAUGUACGACAUGCUUAAGAAUAUGGAUCCACCGCUGGGAUUUGGUAACAAGUGUCCCAAUCGGCUGGCCUACAAGAAACUGAUCAGAAUGAAUAUGCCGCUGGACGAUGAGCUGAGAGUCCAGUUUACCACAACGUUGUUCGCUUUGAUUCGGGAGAAUCUAAGCAUUAAAAUGCGAGCGCCUGAGGAAAUGGACCAGGCGGACAUGGAACUCAGGGAAACCAUUACGAACAUUUGGCCACUGCAGGCGAAGAAGAUGCUGAAUCUGCUGGUGCCACCGCUCGAUCAGCUGAAUAAGGGGAAGCUUUCAGUUGGUAAAAUCUACGCUGGGUUCCUCAUACUGGAGUCCUGGCGUAACACGAGGUUCGGCCAGAUUGAUUCGGGCAUGCCGCGGAAGAAGCCGGAAGACGACGACGAGCGUAAAUAUAGCCCAACGGCCGUCCAGGAGCCGAAACAAUCAUUCUUUAACUGCCUGCUCGAUAUGGCCGCCCUCGACAAAGGAGGAUCGCGUCAGAAUUCCAUAAGCUUCGAGGCGAAUGGGGAAGGAGCCGCCAACUCACAGACACAUUUGUUAGCGAGCACGCACCAUCACCACCACGCAAACGGUGAUGCCGAACACAACAGUUUGGCAACACUAGCACGGCGGAGUACGAUCAGAAAGCGGUCAGUUAGAAACAAAAAGGUGAAUAAGUUUGAUAAACUCCAAGCGAUGCUGGAGCUACAAGAUGCGUCUAGACGUCCAUCGCAGGAGUCGCUUACCGGUGCCGAUGCUGGCCAUUUACAUCCUGGACAUUCGUACAUGAACGGCCAUAGGCGAUCUCCUAGUUUGAGGCACAAUGGCUCACCUCUUGCCAGAUCUCCAAGUCCUCGACGACGUGGCCAUCAAUAUAUACAUCAUGAUAUCGGGUUCUCCGAUACCGUAUCUAAUGUUGUAGAGAUGGUCAAGGAGACUCGUCAUCCUAGGCAUGGCAACAGCCACCCGCGGUAUCCAAGAGGUUCAUGGUCAGCAUCGACAAGUCCGGCCCGUUCGCCUUCGCCUUCUCGUUAUGGUGGUCAUUUGUCUCGCAGUAAACGCACUCAACUGCCUUAUCCCACAUAUGGGACAACAAGUCUAUGUCAAAGGUCACGAUCGCCGAGUCCCGCUCGACUUCAGGAGAUGCGUGAACGAGACAGACUUGGUUAUGGGAUUGAUAUGGGUGGCACGCAUGUGCAGCAUAGCUACCCAACGCUAGCCUCCCGUCGUGCUGGAAUUGGACGACGCCUACCACCGACUCCAAGCAAACCGUCAACACUGCAGCUCAAGCCAACCAACAUUAACUUCCCCAAGCUGAAUGCGAGUCCAACUCACACGCACCACUCAACGCCCCACAGUGUUCACUCUCUGCCGCAUCAUCGUGACCUGCUGCGGGACCCUCGAGAUAUGUAUUAUAGUAGUAGAGACCGCGAGCGUGAUCGCGAACGCCUUAGGGAUCGGAAUCGGGAUCGCCUGCACGAGUAUGACCUGCGCUUCGAGUACAGAGAUCGGGAGCGUGAGUUGUAUGAGCGGGAGCGUGAUCGCGAAAGGGAGGUGGAAAGAGAAAGACUGGAAUAUAUAGCACCGCUGUCGUUUGAGCAGGCGUUGGCUAUGGGCCGAACAGGUCGUGUACUGCCAUCUCCAGUUCUAAAUGGUUUUAAGCCAAAGAGCGGACUUAAUACACGACAUUCCGAUUCCGACGAGGAGGACUGGUGCUAGCAAAGGCUUUGAUUGCGAUCGCGUAAUCGAAAGGAUCAGAUCUGGGUAUAACAUCAGGCCAUAUGCUCAUCGUAUUCAGCACCAAAUUUAGAUCACAAUUUUGAUACGAUACGACGCAUAAAUCAACAACACCAAAACCAACACUUACACCAACACUUGAACCAACAACUACUCCGACAAACACCAAUCAAUCAUCGGUAUGUAGAUGUACCAAGAUCCACUUUAACACUAACCCACACCACACUAACACCAGAUGUCAAGAAAUUGGCUGAAGACGUAGAAAGCUUACACAAAGAAUCAACAAACCCAAAUCGACAACCGCAAUCGCAACGAGCAAUGGAUGAACAGAAAAUGCAACAACUAUUAGUAUCACAACAACAACCACAACAACAACAACAUCAGCAACAUGAAUGGCUACCAUGCUGCCACAAGCCGUACGAAUCCUCACUGAUGGCAAUCUCAUUGCCGGAAACAAGAACAACCUCGCCCCACUUUGAGUAUGAAGAAUUCAUAGGAAAUAUACCAAGGACUAGGCCUAGAACAACAACAGCAAUCGACAACACUGCAACAACAACGCCAAGAACAACAAGGCAACAUGAAAAUGAAGCAAUGAUAUUAAGUGUACCAAUUAUAAUAACAACACCAGUAGCUAUUAAAAAGAUCUAUUCGGAUAAUGACAUUAAUUAUAAUGCUAUAUUCGAUGUACAUGAUGAUUGGAUAGAAACAGCAGGAGCAGCAUCUGCUGUCCAUCAUUAUCACACGCCAGAAGAACAGCCACAGCAAUCACAGCAGCAGCAGCAGCAGCCGCAGCAGUCGCAUUCGCAUUCGCAGCAACAUCACCCGCACCAUCCGCUGUAUUCGUAUCACACGCUAUAAGGAAAAGGGGUUGUUGAUGAUGAUGAUGAUGAUGAUGAUGAACAGGAGCCAGAACCAGAAACCGCUGAAAGUGUAACUUUAAUUGUAACUGAAACUGAAAUGAGAUGUAAAAAGUACGAGAGAUCAAGGAAUAUGAAAAUAGGAGAUCGCUAAGAGGAGUAAGAGGAGGUUAGGGAAGAUGAAUAAGAGUAUAUAAAUAGGUAUAGGAAUAGCAAAAAACUCAAUGUCAGAUAUGAAUGAUAAUGAUAUGAUGAUAUGAUAUGAUAGAGUGUAUUUUAUUGUACUAAAUUGCCUAAGAGAAAAACAACCAGCAAAAGGGAACUAUAUUUCAAAA